UCAGAAUCAGAGUGGCCAUAACCAUCGCGUGGUUAAAUGACCGCCAUUUCUCUUUCGUCGUAAGAAAAGGUUUCCUGUACCUCGAAAACAUGUCAGACGUUGAAAACGACGAUGUCCCCUCUGCGAUGGCAGCAGGAGGUUCAAUGGACGUAAUUACAGCCCUCCAAGAAGUUCUUAAAAAUGCGGUUAUUCACGAUGGUGUUGUACACGGCCUUCAUGAAGCAGCCAAAGCGUUAGAUAAGAGACAAGCUAUGUUAUGCAUAUUGGCUGAUAAUUGUGACGAACCCAUGUACAAAAAACUGGUACAAGCACUGUGUAAUGAACAUCAAAUACCAUUAGUUAAAGUAGAUAACAAUAAGAAACUUGGUGAAUGGGCUGGUCUUUGUAAAAUUGACAGUGCUGGUAAAGCUAGAAAAGUUGUUGGCUGUUCCUGUGUUGUAAUAAAGGACUUUGGGGAAGAUACUCCUGCAAAGGAUGUUGUAAUGGAGUAUGUCAAACAGAGUUCUGUACAUUAAGAUCUUGUAAUAAAAAAUUGGAUAUAG
This is a messenger RNA of Osmia bicornis bicornis, 542 nucleotides long. RefSeq names its product 40S ribosomal protein S12 (gene RpS12). Bases 90 to 515 code for a protein of 141 amino acids. The transcript has 5 exons. Gene Ontology annotation, molecular function: structural constituent of ribosome. NCBI's taxonomy places the organism in Eukaryota, Metazoa, Arthropoda, Insecta, Hymenoptera, Megachilidae. Gene Ontology annotation, biological process: translation. The record is from RefSeq and is a predicted model, not a curated record. Gene Ontology annotation, cellular component: cytosolic small ribosomal subunit; ribosome.